Dendronephthya gigantea is the source of this 1090-nucleotide messenger RNA. Its product is annotated as melanocortin receptor 5-like. Gene Ontology annotation, cellular component: membrane. Gene Ontology annotation, molecular function: G protein-coupled receptor activity. Lineage: Eukaryota; Metazoa; Cnidaria; Anthozoa; Malacalcyonacea; Nephtheidae. The transcript has 2 exons. Gene Ontology annotation, biological process: G protein-coupled receptor signaling pathway. The record is from RefSeq and is a predicted model, not a curated record. The coding region runs from base 128 to 1063 and encodes 311 amino acids.
AGAACUGAUGCUAUGAAAAAUUAGAUCGAUUUUAGCACAAAACUAAAGUAAGAAAUUCUGAAGAUAUUAACGUCCACGAGAUUUGCAGGACAAUAAAUAAGAACAUUAAAGAACAGCACUGAAUGGAAUGAUGGAAUCAAACAACAGUUCAACAGAAUAUACGACAUUUCAGAGAGAUCUUUCGCUAACGAUUGGUAUUCUACUGCUGGUAAUAUCUCUUGCUACAAUAAUUGCCAACGCACUACUUCUAACUGCCAUCUGUUACGAUCCUUACAAAUGUCUUCGUAACGUACCAAUAGUAUUUGUAGCAAACCUCGCAGUCGCUGAUUUGUUGACAGGACUUGUUGUGGAUCCAUUGCUUGCUGUUUACCAUUUUGGUAUUUAUCAAAACAAGCAUUACUUGAAAAUACUCCAUGUUUUUUACUACAACGCUUAUUUAACGGUCACCAACGGUAUAGUCACAAUAGUAAUACUCAUCAUCGACCGAAGUGUGGCCAUUAAAAAACCUUUCCUGUAUCGUCGAGUUAUGACACUAAAAUCAGCUGCACUUAUUGUGGCCAUUUCGUGGAUUUACUGUGGAUUUUUCUGCACAAUUCCUCUGAUGGGAAUGUCUGACAAAGCCUAUAUCUUACUGGAUACACAUCUACAUCUAACUUUCUCAUUUUUCUCAUUGACUCUCUUAUUUGCUUUCAUAUACUCCAACUUGAAGACAGAGAAAAGGCGGAAACUGAAAGAAGUCACAUCUAUGGAAAAUAUAGACAAUGCAACUAAAGAAAACAUUAAAAGAAUGAAAUCUGACAAGCGGCUUUUGGUGACAAUAUUCUUCAUCUUAUUGCUCUUUUUUCUAGCGUAUUCGCCUUACGCUGUUUUCAUUCAUUUGAAAUUUUUCUGCACAUCCUGCAGUAAAUCUAACUUCUAUUAUUUCUUGAGCCGAACAUCCGAGCCCGCAAUGUGUCUGAACAGUGUUCUCAACCCAUUUAUUUAUGCGUGGAGACACAGGAACUUUCGUAAGGCUCUAGGAUGGGUCGUGAAGUGUCGUGGACGAAAAAGGCCGAAUGUUUGAGAAUAUGGAAAAAUAGGCAUUGCCUGA